This is a messenger RNA of Corylus avellana, 2870 nucleotides long. RefSeq names its product sucrose synthase 7. Gene Ontology annotation, molecular function: sucrose synthase activity. The record is from RefSeq and is a predicted model, not a curated record. NCBI's taxonomy places the organism in Eukaryota, Viridiplantae, Streptophyta, Magnoliopsida, Fagales, Betulaceae. Gene Ontology annotation, biological process: sucrose metabolic process.
CCUUUCUGUUUUCCAAGAGAAUCUUGUGCUUAUUUCUUUAGUUUCUUCUUUUUUCGGUGAAAAUGGCUUCCGGGCAAGUCCUCAAGCGGUCGGAUUCAAUUUCAGAUCGCAUGCCAGAUGCAUUGAAGCAGAGCCGGUAUCAUAUGAAAAGAUGCUUUGCUAGGUUUGUCGCAAAUGGGAAAAGGUUACUGAAACCCCAACAAAUAAUGGAGGAAAUGGAGAAAUCAAUAGAAGACAAGAAUGAAAGAAGCAGUGUCUUGGAGGGCUUACUUGGUUACAUUCUGACUUCCACUAAGGAGGCAGCUGUUGUUCCACCAUAUGUUGCUUUUGCUGUAAGACCCAAUCCUGGAUUUUGGGAAUUCGUUAAGGUGAACGCUGACGAUCUAUCAGUCGACGGUAUCACUACUUCAGAAUAUUUGAAAUUUAAAGAAACGAUCUUCGAUGAAGACUGGGCAAACGAUGAAGAUGCUUUGGAGAUAGAUUUUGGAGCCAGUGACUUUUCCACUCCCCGCAUGACACUUCCUUCUUCUAUUGGAAAUGGGGUGGGCUUCAUCUCAAAAUUCAUGACCUCAAGGCUACAUGGGAGCUGUGAUAGUGCAAAGCCAUUGCUUGACUACUUACAAGCCCUAAAUCAUAAUGGAGAGAAUCUUAUGAUAAAUGGAACUCUGGAUUCUGUGUCUAAGCUUCAAAAUGCCCUGGUUGCUGCUGAAGUACACUUGUCUGGGCUCCCCAAAGACUCCCCAUUUCAGAAUUUUGAGCAGAGGUUUAAAGAGUGGGGCUUCGAGAAAGGCUGGGGAAGUACUGCAGAAAGUGCAAAGGAGACAAUGACAAUACUUUCUGAGGCACUCCAAGCACCAGACCCUGAAAAAUUGGAGUUGAUCUUUAGCAGGCUGCCCAGCAUUUUCAACAUUGUAAUCUUCUCUCCUCAUGGCUACUUUGGCCAGUCAGAUGUCCUCGGAUUACCUGAUACAGGCGGCCAGGUGGUUUACAUUCUGGAUCAAGUAAGAGCUUUAGAAGAAGAACUGCUCCACAGAAUUAAGCAGCAAGGUCUUGCUGUGAAGCCUCAGAUUCUUGUGGUAACCAGAUUUAUACCAGAUGCUAGAGGGACAAAGUGCAACCAGGAGCUGGAGCCUAUAGUUGACACUAAUCACUCUCAGAUCCUUAGAGUCCCAUUUAUGACAGAGAAUGGAGUUCUCCGCCAAUGGGUUUCCCGUUUUGACAUCUACCCUUACCUUGAGAGAUUUGCUCAGGAUGCUACUGCUAAGAUCCUUGAACACAUGGAAUGCAAACCGGACCUCAUCAUUGGGAACUACAGUGAUGGAAACUUGGUGGCAUCUUUGAUGGCUAGCAAACUUGGAAUAACUCAGGGAACUAUUGCUCAUGCCUUAGAAAAAACCAAGUAUGAAGAUUCAGAUGCAAAAUGGAAGGAUUUGGAUCCCAAGUACCACUUUUCAUGUCAGUUCACAGCUGACAUAAUCUCAAUGAAUGCAGCCGAUUUCAUCAUAACAAGCACAUUUCAAGAAAUUGCUGGAAGUAAGGAUAGGCCUGGACAGUAUGAAAGCCACACAGCAUUUACAAUGCCAGGACUUUAUAGGGUGGUCUCAGGCAUCAAUGUUUUUGAUCCAAAGUUCAACAUUGCAGCCCCUGGGGCUGACCAAUCUGUCUACUUCCCCUACACUGAGAGUCAGAGGCGGCUAACCUCUUUUAGCCCUGCCAUUGAAGAGCUACUGUACAGUAAGGAGGAUAACGAGGAGCACAUAGGAUAUCUGGCAGACAGGAAGAAACCAAUCAUCUUCUCGAUGGCAAGACUUGAUACAGUGAAAAACAUCACAGGAUUAACUGAAUGGUAUGGAAAGAACAAACAGCUGAGAAGCCUGGUAAAUCUUGUGGUUGUAGCAGGAUUUUUUGAUCCAUCCAAAUCAAAGGACAGAGAAGAAAUAGCAGAAAUAAAAAAGAUGCAUGCUUUGAUAGAGACAUACCAACUCAAGGGUCAGAUCAGAUGGAUUGCAGCUCAAACUGAUAGAUAUCGAAAUGGGGAGCUGUAUCGUUGUAUUGCCGACACAAAGGGAGCUUUUGUGCAGCCUGCAUUGUAUGAGGCUUUUGGCCUGACAGUCAUUGAGGCUAUGAACUGUGGAUUGCCCACCUUUGCAACAAACCAAGGAGGCCCUGCUGAGAUUAUUGUUGAUGGGAUCUCAGGCUUUCAUAUUGACCCCAACAAUGGUGAUGAAUCGAGCAACAAGAUUGCUGAUUUCUUUGAGAAAUGCAAGAGGGAUGCUGAAUAUUGGAACAAGAUGUCAAAAGCUGGUCUCCAGCGUAUAUAUGAAUGCUACACAUGGAAGAUUUAUGCAAAGAAGUUGCUGAACAUGGGAACAAUCUAUGGAUUCUGGAGGCAGUUGAACAAGGAGCAGAAGCUAGCCAAGCAAAGAUACAUCCAAAUGUUCUACAAUCUCCAAUUCAGGAAUCUGGCAAGGAAGUUGCUCAUCCCAAGCGAAGGACCCCAACAACCAACACGAGGGCCAGAAACUACAUCCAAACCACGAGCACCAAUGGAGGGAAUUUCACCCCUGCAAACAAAACCAGAAGUCCGGCCGCCAAAAACUGAAUCUCCGCUACAACCAAGGGAACCCCAACCACAAGUACAGACUGUACGCUGCCCUUGGACUUGGUGCUUCGUUCUUGCAUUUCUCUUUCUAAUUUAUUACAUCCUAACGAAGUUGUAUGGUCUAUUCACAAUUUCAAAUGGGCCAAAUUGAAAGUAAGAUGAAGUGAGAAGAAAGAUCACUCAAAUUCCUCAAAUUUGUAAAGGUUUAUUUAUAAUAAUAAGAUGCCUUUCCGGCAGUCUCUCACUCUAUGAGACAAAGUUCAUUUUA